CGACACUUUCGCCUUAAGAAAGCAAAAACACUAUCAGACUAUCACAUCAUCGGACGCUAACACCUCCGCCGUCCCCACAUCUCACGCUUUCACAGAAAACUCUGGAAUUUAACGGCUGCUCCUCUCUCUCUCUGCUCUCUCUCUCUCUCUCUCUAAGUAGACACUUCCCAUCCAUCCAUUAAACCUACUACCAUAAAACAGAGCCCCGCCACAGAGUAAUACUAAAAUCUACUCAUUUACCAAAAGACUCCAAGAUAUUCCCAACGAAUCUUCUCUCCAAAUACCCAUUUUUGUUCAUAUUCUAUCUCCAAAAAAAAAAAAAAAAGAGAGACUUUCCAAUUUGCUUUCAGACUGAAAUUAAGACCACCCAAAAUGGGAGUUCAAGACUCAGAACAAGCAACUGAGGGCAUGGAGAAUCAGAAAGACAGUUCCUGUGAUUUGGGGAAUUCUUCUUUUCCUCUGGAAAGCAUUAGUGAGGAUGCCUCGGUUUCAAACAGAAGAUACAAUCCAUUUAAUCACUUCAUCCCAGCCCUUAGGUCUGGAGAGUGGUCUGAUAUUGGUGGUCGCUCCGAUAUGGAGGAUACUCACAUAUGCAUUACCAACCUAGCAAAGAACUUCGGUUACAAUGUACUUGAUGAGGAAGCUAUCUCCUUCUAUGGUGUGUUUGAUGGACAUGGGGGAAAGGGUGCAGCAAAUUUUGUCCGCGAACACUUACCAAGGGUCAUUGUUGAGGAUGCUGAUUUCCCUUUAGAACUUGAGAAAGUGGUCACAAGAUCAUUUAUGGAAACAGAUGCUGCCUUUGCAAAGUCAUGCUCUCUUGAGUCUGCCCUGUCUUCUGGCACAACUGCUCUCACUGCAAUGAUAUUUGGGAGAUCUUUACUUGUAGCGAAUGCCGGUGAUUGCCGAGCAGUACUAUCUCGACGCGGAAUGGUCAUAGAAAUGUCAAAAGAUCACAGGCCAUGCUGCGAUAAUGAAAGGAUGAGGAUUGAGUCAUUGGGAGGAUUUAUCGACGAUGGAUACUUGAAUGGUCAACUGGGCGUAACGCGGGCCCUAGGAGAUUGGCACAUGAACGGAUUAAAGGAAACCACCACCGGAAUGGGUGGACCCUUGAGUGCUGAACCAGAAUUGAAGUUACUUACACUAACAAAAGAAGAUGAAUUUUUGAUAAUUGGGAGUGAUGGGAUGUGGGACGUGUUUAGAAGCCAAAAUGCUGUGGAUUUUGCUAGGAGGAAACUGCAAGAACACAAUGAUGUCAAGAAGUGUUGCAAGGAGAUAGUGGAGGAGGCGGUGAAGAGAGGAGCUAUGGAUAACUUGACGGUUGUGAUGGUUUGUUUCCAUUCAGAGCCGCCGCUUCCUAUGGUGGUGCAGAGACCGAGAGUCAAACGGAGUAUUUCUGCGGAAGGGCUUCAAAAUAUUAAGUGCCUGCUAGAAGAAGGGUAAGAGUUUAUAUUAGUCAAGAUGGCAGAGGAGUCAAUAAUAAUACACAGCCGGUGAUGACGAUGAUGGCGAUAAUUGGCUAUUUUUCGGAUAUUUGUUGUAUACAGAUACAUUUAGUGGGGAGAACUUUCCUGUAUUGUUAGUGUCCAAUUGGGGUUCCAGCAUAAUGGAGAAUCAAGAAAUUGUUGGAUCGGAAAUAAGUGUUGUGUAUCUUUGGCAGUAGACUGUAACUUGCAUACAAAUUUUGUGAUUCUUGACUUCUUGUAUGGUCCUUGUUAACUUACGUGGUUAAUGAGCAGAGUACACCGAUCUUACACAGAUCUUUUUCAUAUUA
Molecule: messenger RNA, 1771 nt
Organism: Rhododendron vialii
Lineage: Eukaryota; Viridiplantae; Streptophyta; Magnoliopsida; Ericales; Ericaceae
Product: probable protein phosphatase 2C 27
Exons: 4
Coding region: 373-1440 (355 amino acids)
Biological process (GO): protein dephosphorylation
Molecular function (GO): cation binding; protein serine/threonine phosphatase activity
Source: RefSeq, a predicted model, not a curated record